Molecule: messenger RNA, 2148 nt
Organism: Hyla sarda
Lineage: Eukaryota; Metazoa; Chordata; Amphibia; Anura; Hylidae
Gene: TCF25
Product: transcription factor 25
Exons: 18
Coding region: 33-2057 (674 amino acids)
Cellular component (GO): RQC complex
Molecular function (GO): protein binding
Source: RefSeq, a predicted model, not a curated record
GUGCUCGCCGCCCUCGGGUGUAAGCCGGAACCAUGUCCCGUCGGGCCUUGAGGAGGCUGCGAGGGGAACAGAGGGGGCAAGAGGAGCCGGGUGGACCAGAAGAGGUUGAGGAAGAGGAGGAACCUUUACAGCCCGAGCCACGGAACCGGAAAAACAAGGGGAACCGUAAACUGUUCGAUGAAAGGGGCCUAAACAACCCAUUCCAGCUGAUCACUGAACCAGAUGAAGACCCUCAAAGCGAUCCAGAUGCUGGUCAGACGGCUCAGUCUAGAAUAACCGAUGAAGAGGAGCCCUGUGGGCAAGAGAAACGUGGAAGUGACUCAACUUUGACUUCAACUCAAGUAUGGAACAAGACUGCUUCUAGUAAUAAAACUAAGAAGAAGAAAAAGAAAAGAAAAGCAAAGAAGUCUGCAGAUGGGCAGCUGGAUGGUGCUGUAGAGGGCAGUGUUGAGCUAGAAAACAUCGACAGUAUUUUAGAGAGGAUAGAAAACGCCAAUGGAAUUGCGUACCAGAUCCAGAACAACAGCAACCACACAGAUACCCGUCCUCUGCUAUAUGUUGAGCACAGGAACCUUAAUCCAGAAACUGAACUGAAAAAGUUUUUUGGAUCUCGAGCAGUCAUGGGAGAUCAAAGACCACGACAAAGACAACGACUGCAUCACCGAAGCACGUGGCUUACAUCUCCAAAGAACACGUGGCCAAGAUUCAGUAAAACCGGUAUUACUAUGAGUCUUUUAGAAACCAAAAGAGGAGUCCAGUAUUUCACCUUUGAGCACCAGAGAGAUUACCAGCAGGUUCAGUUCAAGUUUCUGGACGCUGUAGAGUCAUUGGAUCCAAACAAUAUUGUGUUACUUCUCCAAAUGAACCCAUAUCAUGUAGACUCGUUACUGCAGCUCAGUGAUGUGUGCCGUCUUCAGGAGGACCAGGAAAUGGCCAGAGACCUGAUUGAGAGAGCCCUCUACAGCCUGGAGUGUGCAUUCCAUCCGGUGUUUAGUCUCACCAGUGGGACCUGUAGGCUUGACUACUGUCGCCCGGAAAACAGAGGGUUUUUCUUGGCUCUUUACAAACACACGAUGUUCUUGGAGAAGAGAGGUUGUCUACGAACAGCAUUGGAGUUCUGUAAACUAAUUCUGAGUCUUGAUCCCGAGAAUGACCCCCUCUGUAUGCUGCUACUCGUAGAUUACUUGGCUUUGCGUGCACGGGAGUACUUACUACUUAUCCGGAUGUUUGAGGAGUGGGAGGCUCAUCGGAAUUUAUCACAACUGCCCAACUUUGCAUUUUCUGUACCAUUGGCGCUAUUACAGUACAGUCAGCAGGAGGAGGUGGUCGAGCAGGAGCAGGUGACAACCUAUGACAGAGCUUCACACCUUGUUCAGCAGGCUCUUUUAAUGUUCCCAGGAGUUCUGAUUCCCCUUCUUGAUGCCUGUGGGGUUCAGCCCGACUCUGCUGUGGCUUCACAUUCUUUUUUUGGAGCAGUGGCUCAAAUAAGCCAACCCACUGCCCUCUCCCAGUUGACAACUCUGUAUGUUGGAAGAUGUCAUAGCCUAUGGAAGGAGCCUUCAGUCAUGUCCUGGUUGGAGCAGAACGUUCGAGAAGUUUUGCGCAUGGUUGACAGUAAUGACCCUGUUGUGAAAGAGUGCGAGCUCAGGAGAAACACUCGGUAUCAGAGUGCCCCCAGGAACAUACAUCGUCAUGUUAUCUUGUCUGAGAUCAAGGGAGUGAACUCUGCAUUGCCUCUGGAUGUGACAUCGCAGCCUGUGCUAAGCUUUGAUCCAUUACCUCCUCUGGACUCUGUCGUGUCUUACACAAGGCCGGAGAGGACGCACCAGCCAUCGAAUGAAGGGACCUUAUCUCUGUUCUUUAGAUCACUUUUGCCAAAUUUUAAUUUGCAGGGAGAGGCUGCUGCUGAGGGUGAAGAUGCUGGAGCCGUCCGGGAGUUGAAUCGAGGUGUAAACAGACUUAUGGCAGCAAUGAGAGACAUGCUGGCUAAUAUCCAGUUCCAAGAACCUCCACGGGAGGACAAUCCUGAUGGGGAAGGAGAUGAAGAGUGGGACUGAUUCAGGGUGCAAAGCCCCUGAAUUCCCACUGCCCUCUUAAAAUGUUUUACACAAACUGUACAGUGCAAUAAAUAGAAAACAUAGGACACAA